AGCUUGAGCAAACGUACUGUUGGAUUCCUUGCUAAAUAAUAAUUAUUCAUCAUGAACGUGGGCUUUGCUCUCGUUCUCCUCUGGUCUCUCCUAAUAACCAAUGUGCUUGCAGAGCUGCCUGUACCUCAGAACCUGACUCUGCUCACCCUGAACACAGAGUACCUACUAACAUGGGACUGGGACCGGGACCAGACGACCACAGGCAACACUGUUACCUUCACUGCAGAGUACAUGGGGAAGUAUAAGAUGCAGAGGAAGAAGAAGAACUGGAGCCGUGUGUGUGAGAGGACCAUACAUACCCACUGUAACUUCACAGGCUCUGAUCUGCACUACCUGGGCAUGUAUGUGCUCAGGGUCCGAGCCAGUGCAGACGGACUGAACUCAGACUGGGUCCUUAAAGACUUCUGCCCCGAUAAAGACGCUGCUUUGGGCCCACCAUCCAGGGUUGAGCUGGCUCCUGUGGGGAACCUGCUGGACGUGACCAUCUCUGACCCCCUGACCAGCACCCAGGGCUCCAUGAAGGAACACGUCCUCUCCCUGUACUACCACAUCCUGUACUGGAACCUGUCUGAUGACCCUCGGGGUCUAAAGCCUAAUGUGGUGAACUCUAACAACAACCUGGUGACGCUGCCUGAGCUGGAGGCCUGGACGUGGUACUGUGUCAUGGUUCAGUCUCGUUACGACUACUACAACAAGACAAGCGGCUACACGGCACCCCAGUGCAUGCAGACAGAAGGUGACACCCAGUGGAGGCAGAUCUUCCUGUACUUCCUGGUCUCCCUGGUAGUAUGUUUCCUGCUGGUGCUGCUGCCCUACACCUUCUUUAGGUUCUACAGAGUCCUCAAACACACCUUCUACCCCACCAUCCAGCUGCCUGCAUACAUCCAGGAGUAUCUCUGUGACUCCUCCCUCGGCUCUGAAAUGCCCAUUCUCCUCACUCCUGAGUCGGAGCUGUGCUGUGAUAAUCUGAGCGUGUACGCUGAGGUGGUGCCGCUGGAGAUCCACAUAGCUCCUCCCUUCACAGCUCCCCCCUCAGGGCUGCAGCAUGACAGCAGCAGGCAUAGCCGCCAGGGCAGUGAAGGCAGCGGAGACUCUGGGGUCUACUCCACAGAGGGAGGCUCCGGCCAGCAGGGUUCUAGUGGUGGGGGUGAGCCAAUCAGGAGAGACAAGGAAGUGGAGAAGGUCAAGCUGGAGGAGAUGGGGGAAGAGCCUGGAGACGAAGGAGUUCCGGAUGAGGGAGUUGUGGAUGUGUGCGUCUGAGGAGAGAUGGAGAGAGCGAGAGGAGCGCUGGGUGGAAAGACUGUAGGUGAUUGUAAUAGGGAAAGGAGGAGGGUCAUACGGAAUGUUCUCUGAAGUCUGUCUUUCUACCCCUCAAAGGACACUUUGAAGUUGAUGACAUCUCGCUUAAAAGACAUCACACAGAUUAAAAGACACAUCUCAAAAGUAAGGGUGUAACGGUAAACAUAUUCAUACCAACUCGUUCGGUAUGGGGGACCUCUGUUCAGUCUGCACUGUGAACCCAGAUUAAAACAAACAAUUUUACUGUA
Molecule: messenger RNA, 1547 nt
Organism: Oncorhynchus mykiss (rainbow trout)
Lineage: Eukaryota; Metazoa; Chordata; Actinopteri; Salmoniformes; Salmonidae
Gene: crfb5
Product: cytokine receptor family member b5 precursor
Biological process (GO): cytokine-mediated signaling pathway
Cellular component (GO): plasma membrane
Molecular function (GO): protein binding; interferon receptor activity
Source: RefSeq, marked provisional